AAAAGAGAAAAAUGCUGAAUACGAAUUCAGAGUGCGAUCUUGUCUCGAUCUUGUGGGGCGAACUGUAUGUAUCGGCUGCGGUUCUUUUGUGCGUGGGCCGGGGGAUGGGAAGCGGAUAAAUGAUUGUGUUUUUUUUGUGAGGAUAUUUUUUUUUGCUCGAGCUUAGGGUCAAAAUGUAUGUACCAUUGUUGCUAAGCUGUUUGGCUUUAAGCUAUGCCUUGCCUCAAUCCAAUUAUGCAGACCAAGCCAACAAUAUAGGGUAUAUAGGCGAGGGGUUGCCUCCGGAAGCGACUUUAGGUGGUAAAGUCACUCAGCUGGAUGACCUAAGUCCCGAAAUCAAGCUAAAUAAAACUAAAGCUGAUUUGAACUGUGCUGCUGGAUCUAUGCAAAUCGAUAUGAAGUUCUUAGAGCCAUUUUAUGGUACAGUCUAUGCAGAUUUUGAUAGAAACUCAGCUUGCCAAGUGACAGGAAAAGGCGACCUUAAAUAUGCGCUUGAGUUGCCUUUGAAAGGGUGUGGAACUAAACAGGAUCCACAACGAGUGUUCACAAACAACAUAGUGGUGAGAUUUCAUCCCGGUUUAGAAAUGGACGGCGACGAAAUUAUCACUUUAGUAUGCCGUUACCCGCCGCCUAUAGUAAUGGAGCCUGAAACUCAACUAUUCAGGCACGAAGAGAUAGUAGCCCCAAGAGAAGCCAACCCCCUUUCACCGUUGCCAGUACUUUUAAUAAUUUGCGGCAUAUUAUUCUUGUCGUUAUUCCUUCUUGGAUUAGCCGCCUCCUAUUUAUGUUUGAGACGUAGACCGGUUACCGUUAUCCGCAGCAUGACCCCAUCUGAAAGCGACAUUGAGAAACUUAGCGAAAGCUCAAUAGCUUUGGCCCCGAUACACGAUUCCUCCGGUUCCGAAUAUCCUGGCGAAUCACACUCGGAAAUUGAGGAACACGCAGUUAUUCACGACAAUGCCAGUUUUUCAAGUGACGGUUAUGGAUACACUCAGGAGCAACAAGUUGAACAAGUCACUGCCGUUCCAAGGACUGUUUCUAGGUUACCUGUUGCUAUUAGAGAAGACUCUCCUAGGUUCGAUGUCCAAGUGAAAGUUAAACGACUCUCACCUGCACCUUCCGUACUCAGCAGCAAGAGUUCAGAAGCGAGCAUUAAUUUGCCUCCGUCUAUUAGGGAGGAGAUAUUUGAGGAGGAAGAGCCUAUUGAGGUCAUACCCUCGCCUAUGCCUCUGGUACAUCAUCCUGAGAUCACUCAGCAUUAUGUUGAUGAUGUAUAUUUGAGGACUAUUAGAGAAAAGAAAAUCAUCGAAGAUAUCGAAAGACAAAAGCGCCAAGUAACCGAAUAUCAUACGAAACCGAAGCCACUGCCGCCUCCGCAACAUUGGGAUGUUACUAUUAAAAAUUACCCGAUCAAGCCGCAACCACCGCAAUGGGAAGACUUUUCGGAUGUUUCUUCGAUUUCCGGUCUGACCCUAACUCCAAAAUCCCAACGUUUCAUGAGCCUCCCGCCCCAACCCCAAAUCGACGACAAUAAAAUACCAUUAAGCGCUCCCGAGCUGGUUGGUAAUUUAUCACUACAACCACCACCACCACCCACUCAUAGGGUAAGAUUUGUCUCACCACCACCAUCGGACCGUAGAGUGGUGACUACCGAUCAAACCACUCUGAGAACCGAAACAGCAAAAGAACUCACCGAUAAAGAAGAGUGGUUGAGGGUGUUUAAUAUACCCAAAGAAAAUCCUGAAGUGCCAAACUGGAACGUUCUUAUCAGAGUGUUGCAGCCCAUUGAGCCUGAAGAUAGCCACGUAAUCGAAACGGCCGAAACGUUUAAUUCUCAGCUGACUAUGACCGAUAGGAUGAAGUGGAGGCAGAUUAUUACUACCGAGUCCACUUUGAGAACGUUGUUGACAGAAGCUACAGUUCGAGAUGAUUAUGAAAGAAUCAGUAGGGAUAGCAGGUUUGAGCAUAUUUAUGAACCACCCAAAUGGGAUGUUAUUAUUAGGAUUUUGAGCCCCGAGGAUAUUGGUCCAGACCAAAAAUAUUACUUCCCAAGACGCGGCAGCUUGCCAACACUCGUCGAAUACGAUUCAGACGACGCAAGUAGCAUCAGAGAACCGCAUUUGUACCCAAAUUCAAUAUUUAGACGAUCUCUACAUAAGAGCGAGGCAGACUUACGCUCGAUGACAGAAAUGACGGUGGAUUUUGGUAGAUCUUAUCAUAGGAGCAGCGGUAGGAGCCAAACAGUACCCGAUUCGCCUUAUUUAUCUUUGCAUCGGUCUUUAAGCCAACCGAGUCUGGGAAGAUCGAUUUCUGAGUUUACUGAGAGACCAGACAGAUGGGUAUUGCAAGAUAUCCCGAGUGAAUAUGCAGGUACGCCUGAGCAAACGCCGCAAUUACAAAGAAGCCCCAAACUAAAAACUUUCCAGUUGCCGAGGAUAAGGUUAGAUAGUGGAUCGUCGAGUAAAGACGGGCAAGCAGAAAGUGCCUGGCAAACUUUUGAAUCCAGCAGAGUGGCUCAGACCCCAGGUGGGACAACCACUCAAGAAGUAAGAAGAGAAGUCCAUGGGACCACGAGGGCCAAGUGGGCUAAGCCAAGCCAGCCCGGAUCGAAAGGCUGGUUUCCGGAUAGCGGAAGCGAAAGCAGUUUUAAAUAAAUACUCUUAAAAUAAAUAAUUAAUAAACUUACUAACUUAUGUGAUACUUUUGCCGAGAACUAACUGUGAUAACAAUACUAGUUGAAUAAACUAGUUUAGUAACGAUCCUUUUAAUAAACACUUUCUUGGUGUAUUGUGUAAUAAGUUUUUUUGGAAUUUUUUGUAUAAGAAACUGAAAUAUUGUUCUUCAAGUUAUUGAGAAAUUGCUCACACUUUACGGCUUAUAUCUAAAUAUUUUGGGAGUAUUAAAAACUGUACAGGCAUUGUCAAUAAAGCAGCAACUAAAAAUUAAA
Molecule: messenger RNA, 2947 nt
Organism: Anthonomus grandis grandis
Lineage: Eukaryota; Metazoa; Arthropoda; Insecta; Coleoptera; Curculionidae
Exons: 13
Coding region: 174-2654 (826 amino acids)
Source: RefSeq, a predicted model, not a curated record